AUCACAUGCGUCACCUCCACCGUAUAAAAUGAUCUCUUCGUAUAACUCUUAAAGUACUAUUAAUGAAUCUCAGCUUCAUCAGUAUGAUCGGUUUUCAUAAUAUAUAUAAGACCAGAUGGUCAGGGUUGCGGCUCAAAGUCUGGCCGGGACUGUAUGUCCGAGAUAUCACCAGAAUUCAUCGAACUUAUAGUGUAAGUACCGUAAAUAUUCCCAUUAAGAAUAGACGGUAUACAUUAUUCAAAUAUGGUGUAGGACUCGGACUUAUAGGCUCGGGAUUAUAUUAUAUAAAUGAUGAUUUCAAACAUGUAGUAUUAACCGCGGAACGGCUGGGAGUUGUAGGAGUUGCUAUGAUUCGAUGUUUUAUGGCUUAUAAGAAGACAUUAAGUGGGAAAUAUAAUACUGAAGAUGAAAGACAAAGUGCGUUAAGUAAAACUCAUAAAAAGGCUGCUGAAAUUACUUUAAAAGCUCUUGAACACAAUGGAGGAGUUUAUAUUAAAUUAGGUCAACAUAUAACUGCUUUAACAUAUUUAUUACCUAAAGAAUGGACUGAUACAAUGAUUCCAUUACAAGAUAAAUGUCCUCAAUCUUCAAUGGAAGAUAUUGAAAAAUUAUUUCAAACUGAUUUAGGAGUUUCAUUAAUUGAUAUGUUUACGGAAUUUAAUCCUAAUCCAAUAGGAGUAGCUUCAUUAGCUCAAGUUCAUAUAGCUACAUUAAGAGAAACAGGUGAAAAAGUUGCGGUAAAGAUUCAACAUCCUUCAUUACAAGAAUUUGUACCAUUAGAUGUUUAUUUAACUAAAAUUGUAUUUAAUUUGAUGUAUAAAGUAUUUCCUGAAUAUCCCUUAACUUGGUUAGGAGAAGAAAUGCAAAGUUCAAUCUUUGUUGAAUUAGAUUUUACUUGUGAAGCCGAAAAUUCUCGUAAAACUUCUCAGUAUUUUCAAACUAGACAACGUGAAACAGCUCUUAGAGUUCCAAAUGUUGUAUCAGCUCAACCAAGAAUUUUAAUUAUGGAAAGUUGUACUGGAGUUAGAUUAGAUAAUUUAAAAUAUUUAAAAGAUCAUAAUAUAUCUCCAUCAGAUGUUUCUGCUUGUUUAUCUCAUAUAUUUAAUGAUAUGAUAUUUACUCCAGGAGUUGGACUUCAUUGUGAUCCUCAUGGAGGUAAUUUAGCUAUUAGAAGUAUACCAAAAUCUAAAUAUGGUCAUAAUUUUGAAAUUAUAUUAUAUGAUCAUGGAUUAUAUCGUAAUAUUCCAAUCCAAAUGAAACGAGAUUAUUCUCAUUUUUGGUUAGCUCUACUUGAUAAUGAUAUUAAUAAAAUGCAAUAUUAUGCUGAGAAAUUUGCUGGAAUUAAAGGUGAACAAAAAUUUAAAAUCUUUGCAUCAGCAAUUACUGGUAGAGCACCAGAAGUUGCAUUAAAUUAUGAUAUUUCAGUGGCUAGAUCUGAAGAAGAAAUGGAUGCCAUACAAGUGCGACUUAAUGAAGAUGGAAUCAUUGAAGAUCUUAUGAGUAUCUUAAGUACUAUGCCUCGGAUAGUAUUAUUAAUCCUUAAGACUAAUGAUUUAACAAGAAGUCUUGAUGAAAGUUUAAAUAAUCCUUUAGGACCACAAAGAACCUUUUUAAUAAUGGCUAAUUAUUGUGCGAAAGUUGUGUAUGAUGAAGUUACUGAACAACUUAAUCGAACAUAUCUGAAAUAUUCUAUCAUGAGAUUUAUGGGUCAUGUACAAAAUUGGGUUAAUUAUCAUAAAAGAUUGAGUACUCUCUAUAUCUACGACUUUGUUAUGGUAUUACGCAAGCAUUGGCCUAAUUCCUUAUUGUAAACAAUUUAAUCUAAUCUAUUCUAUUCUUGUAUAAAGUUAAUAAAUUAAUAUA
Messenger RNA from Scheffersomyces amazonensis, 1863 nucleotides. RefSeq lists its product as uncharacterized. The transcript has a single exon. The coding region runs from base 63 to 1811 and encodes 582 amino acids. The record is from RefSeq and is a predicted model, not a curated record. Lineage: Eukaryota; Fungi; Ascomycota; Pichiomycetes; Serinales; Debaryomycetaceae.